This is a messenger RNA of Mesorhabditis belari, 1023 nucleotides long. NCBI's taxonomy places the organism in Eukaryota, Metazoa, Nematoda, Chromadorea, Rhabditida, Rhabditidae. The record is from the annotation of a GenBank genome assembly.
AUGAACUUUCUACUUCCAUAUUCAUUCCUCUUUGAAAUCGGCUUGACUGCUUUCCUUUCUCACCUUCAUUUUCAUAUUCUACAAGAUUUAAUCCUCCAUUAUGUGAUUCUCUUUCGAAUUCGUCUUCCAACAUGGGGUGUUCAUGAAUGGUAUUGGUUUCUAAGGACAGGCUUCUUCCCAAGCGCUUUAGGAUAUUUAAAUGGUUUAUGUGUUCAAUUACAAGUGAUCGGUACUCUUCUGAUUGCAAUCAAUCGAGCCACAUCACUUGCUUUUCCUCAUCAUUAUGAUAAAGACUUGCUAAUGCACUACAGUCUCCUUUUCCGAAUUCGUCUCCCAACCUGGGGUGUCUAUGAAUUCUUUUGGAAUGUUCAAGAGGGCGUAAUCCCUGCAAUUCUUGCUGUCGGUUACAUGUUUUCGGUUCUUUUUCAAGAACUUGGCACUCUUCUCAUUGCAAUUAAUCGAGCAACUUCUUUAACCUUCCCGCAGCACUACGAAUGGUUCUGGAGUCGUUACACCUGGCAUACUUGCAUCGGCUGUACCCUUUUUUGUUCUCUCUAUACAGGCCCCGUUUUCACCGAUUCCAGUUUCUUCUACAGAGCCAGUUGGGGCUAUUACAUCCCAUACACCCUUAAUCAAUCACCUCUAACGCAAGCUCUUGAUAAUGGUUAUUUCCCUCUCUGCCUUUCGAUCGUUUUCAUUUGUUUCCUAGUGAAUAUCUAUACAUGUAUUCGUUUAUAUUUUCAUUCGAGAUCAAUGCAAAGAGCGAUUAAUCGAAGGGAAAUGGCAUUUCAUGUGCUCACUGUUUUUCAAUUUAUCAUGCAAGCUGUCAACACGGGGGAUAUGGUUCUUGUUGUUGAUUUCCGAAGAGACGCGCAUGAUUGUGACGGGAAAAUUGAAAGGAAGAGAUGGAGUGCACACGAAGACGGCUGUGUCGACGAUUUCCAUGCAAAACUCUCCCCGUUUACUCCAAUCAUCAAUGCUUAUGGCAAAUGCGAAAUCAACCAAUCCGGGGUUAAAUCACAG